CUUUUAACAAAUAUUUUAUGGCUGAGGUGGAGAUAGAGAAGGUGAAUGGCGGUGCAGGUGGUGGAGCCAGCGUUGAUAAUGGUGCACAACCUCAUCAGGAAGGCUUGCCGAGAUCAGGAAGAGAUGAAGGGCAAAUGUUAUUGGUGUGGGAAGAUUUGACGGUGGUGCUGCCAAACUUUGGUAAUGGACCUACUAGGAGAUUGCUUAAUGGACUAAAUGGGUGUGCUGAACCUGGUAGGAUCGUGGCUAUCAUGGGUCCAUCUGGGUCUGGAAAAUCCACUCUACUCGAUGCAUUAGCAGGUAGACUCUCUGGAAAUGUUGUCAUGACUGGAAAUGUUCUUCUUAAUGGAAAGAAGAGGCUAGACUACGGAGGUGUUGCUUAUGUGACUCAAGAGGACAUACUUUUGGGAACUCUAACUGUAAGAGAAACCAUAACUUACUCUGCUCAUUUGAGGCUUCCAUCAUCAAUGACCAGUAAAGACAUUGAUGGCAUUGUGGAGGAAACAAUCACUGAGAUGGGCCUCCAAGAGUGUGCUGAUCGGCUUAUUGGAAACUGGCACCUACGGGGUGUAAGUGGUGGGGAGAAAAAAAGACUAAGUAUUGCACUCGAAAUCCUCACAAGACCUCAUCUCUUGUUCCUUGAUGAACCUACAAGUGGCCUAGACAGUGCCUCAGCCUUUUUUGUGAUACAAACUCUUAGGAAUGUUGGCCGUGAUGGCAGAACUGUCAUCUCUUCAAUCCAUCAGCCAAGUAGUGAAGUAUUCUUACUUUUUGAUGACCUGUUUUUACUCUCUAGUGGAGAACAAGUUUAUUUCGGAGAGGCAGAAAUGGCUGCAAAGUUCUUUGCUGAAGCAGGAUUUCCAUGUCCAAGUCGGAGAAAUCCUUCAGAUCACUUCCUUCGCUGCAUAAAUUCAGAUUUUGACAUUGUUGCAGAGGCUCUGAAGGGAUCUCAUAGAAUAUCUGUAUGAAUAAUAUUUCUCAUUUAUGGACUGCAGGAAUUUCAAACUGCAUUAGAUCCUUCGACAAACUUACCAGCAGCACAGAUAAAAGAAUUGCUUGUUAAGAAAUACAGAAGCUCAGAUUAUGCGGCAAAGGCAAGAGCAAGAAUUCAAGAAAUCUCAACCAUUGAGGGACUCAUGAUUGAAAAAAAACAUGGUAGUGAAGCAAAAUGGUUGAAGCAACUAUCAACAUUGACACAGAGGUCCUUUGUAAACAUGUCUAGGGAUUUGGGGUAUUACUGGUUAAGGAUAGCAAUCUAUGUAGCCUUAUCUAUUUGUGUUGGCACUAUUUUUUUCAAUAUUGGAACAAACUACAAUGCAAUCUUAGCUCGUGGGGCCUGUGCCGGUUUCAUAGCAGGUUUCAUGACAUUCAUGUCUAUAGGAGGCUUCCCAUCCUUCAUUGAAGAACUUAAGGUUUUCUAUCGAGAAAGGCGCAAUGGACAUUACGGGAUUGCUGUUUAUAUACUCUCAAAUUUCCUCUCUUCAUUUCCAUUCUUGACUGUGAUGACCCUUGCUACAGCAUCAAUUACCUAUUACAUGGUGAAAUUCCGUCCAGGAAUUUCACAUUUUACAUAUGUCUCUCUUGAUCUUAUAAGCUCCAUUGCAACUGUAGAGAGCUGCAUGAUGAUGAUAGCAUCAGUAGUUCCCAACUUCAUGAUGGGAGUCAUAAUUGGAGCUGGUUAUAUAGGUGUAAUGAUGAUGACAGCCGGGUAUUUCCGAUUGCUGCCUGAUCUCCCUAAGAUAUUCUGGCGUUACCCUGUUUCAUAUAUCAACUAUGGUGCAUGGGCAUUACAGGGAGCAUACAAGAACGAUAUGGUGGGGCUUGAAUUUGAUGGCUUCAUACCUGGUGGUCCAAAACUGAAAGGUGAUGUUGUCCUCACAACCAUGCUUGGCAUUCGGCUGGAACAUUCAAAGUGGUGGGAUUUAGCAGCUGUUAUAGUGAUUUUGAUAGCUUACAGAUUUCUUUUCUUUGUCAUUCUCAAGUUCAAGGAGAGAGUCUCACCUUUAUUUCAAAGUCUUUAUGCGAAGCGAACUAUACAUCAUCUCGAAAAAAGACCUUCUUUCAGGAAAACAUUGGCCUUCCCAUCCAAGAGGCACCAAGUUCUUCAUUCACUGUCUUCUCAAGAGGGUCUUAACUCUCCAAUUCACUAGAAUCAACAAACAAAAAGAAUUCUAGUAAUGCUCUUGCUCUGAUUUGAUUACAGAAACAAGGGAAAGGGAUGAUAAUAACAUUACUUGAGAAAUUAGCUAUAUCAGCUUUAUUUUUCAAGUGCUUCUUCAAAGGCACUCCUUUAUAUUUGUAGCAGAUGGUCCAACAUUGCACUUUAUUAUAACAUCUAAUGAUACCGUUAUAUGUAAUAUCAUUCUGUUGUUGCAGUGUUAAUGCAUGGAUUACAAAAGUGCUAAUUAGAAUGUAGUUUAGAAGUUCCCAGGAUGGAUAAAUAGGAUUCUUUAUCGAUUUUUGGGUUGUUCUUUACCUACAAUUCUAUUAUUUUCUAUCAUUUGUUCCUUUCUAAUUGUGUUCUACAAGUGUAGAUUGCCAUUCCCACAAAAUUUGCAGGACAUCAGUAUCUAGCCAACAGUUGAUACACAGUUUAUAAGAUGCUAGCGUACGAGUGCAAUACUUAGGAAUUUGGAUGAACAUUUUAUAGGCUACAUCCAUUUUUUUUCUUCUUGAGCACUACAUUUGAUCAAUCUGACCUUUGUUAUUUUCUUUUUCAUUUUCACCUUGAUUUCUUCAUUUGUUCCUACAAAUCAGCCAAACCAUCCAAACACCAUUUACCGCUAUACAAUCCAGAAAAACAAUCACUGGUAAGGCACAUUGAAUGCAGUAAACACUUAUAUGUCACCUUUGAAAUUUCAUAAAUUACGGUUGAAUUAACAUCUAACUCUGUUUCAAGUCUUUAGUAUCUUACCUCUUGUCCAGAGGGGAAAAAAUAUGUAGUACACGAAUUUUACAACAGGUGAUAAGAAUCAUCCGAGACUGGAAAGAUGGAAUCAAACACACACCUCUUCCAUUUCACUAGGUGAAACAAAAUUUAAAGCAAAAAUAAUUAUGAAUCUUAUGAAAUAAAUAUUAAAAUGAUAUGGCAACCUAAGAAAUU
Molecule: messenger RNA, 3103 nt
Organism: Durio zibethinus
Lineage: Eukaryota; Viridiplantae; Streptophyta; Magnoliopsida; Malvales; Malvaceae
Source: RefSeq, a predicted model, not a curated record